Molecule: messenger RNA, 14883 nt
Organism: Callithrix jacchus (white-tufted-ear marmoset)
Lineage: Eukaryota; Metazoa; Chordata; Mammalia; Primates; Cebidae
Source: RefSeq, a predicted model, not a curated record
ACACACACUACACACACACAUAGAUAUAAUUCUCUUGAAUCCUAAGCCAUCUUUUUUUUUUUUUAUAAUUUUUUAUUGGAUUUUAGGUUUUGGGGUACAUGAGCAGAGCAUGCAAGACAAUUGCGUAGGUACACACAUGGCAGUGUGCUUUGCUUUCCUCAGCCAUCUUAAGGUUAGGUAGAAUGAUUUCCAUUUUACAAAUGAAAACUGAAGAAUUAAAACACAGACUUGGGCAUAUAUAACGGUAAAUACAGUAGUUCAAUGAACCUUCGUAUUGUACCCAUCACUCAGCUUCAUCUGUUAAUCUUAAUUUCCAGUCUCCUCACUUCUGUUUUCUUAAAAUUUUUUUCUUUUAAUUUCCCUUGGCUAUCAUGACUAAAAGAAAUUCAAACUGUAAGAGCAGUUCAUUUAACACUCGUAUGAUUUUUGGCUAGAUAACUAAUUGUUAGAAUAUGCCAUAUUUUCUUUUUGAUAAUCUGCAUUAUUUUGAGAGUUGCAGACAUUUUGACAUAUUUUUCUUAGGAAUGAGGGAGGGCCUUCUUCCUAACCAUAACAUAGCCAUCACAUUCAAACUUGACAUUGAUACAAUACUACCAACAAAUGUUCAAUUCAUAUUGAAAUUUACACUGUUCUCCAGUAAUACUUUUUAGUGUUUUAAUUCAGUAUUCAGUCAAGGAUCAUACUUGUUUAGUCUCCUUGAACAGUUCCAAAGCCUUUGUCAUUAAUAUGAGAGGCACUUUGAAGAGCUUUGGAGUCCAGGCCCACUGUUUUGCAUAAUCCUUCACUUUGGAGUUGUCUGUAGUUGCAUUUUCAUGAUUAGAGUUAGACAUUGUUGACAAAUGAAUAUUCCAUAGGGAUGUCAGUCUAUCAUAUCAGCAGGCAUGCCACUUCGUUAAGCAAUCAUUUGGUUAUGUGGCAUUCACCAGAAUGCACCAUUGCAAAUGUACCCUAUUUCCCUUUUGUAUUAAGUGAUCCAUGGAGCAACAAACAUGAAACUGAAUAUUUUGUUCUCCAACAAUCAUUAGUUUUAGCAUCUGUUAGUGACUGAAUUGUUCAUUGCAGGAGUACUUUAAAGCAAACGUAGAUCUAUCAUUUCAUCUGUAAUUAGUAUGUAAGAAAUAAGGACUUUUAAAAAACAACUGUAGUGCCUUUAUCACACCUAACUAUAAUUCCUUAACAUCUAAUGUUGAUGUUCAAAUUUCCUGAAUUGUCUAAAGUGUCUCUUAGAGUUUUGGUUGACGCUCAAUCUAAACAAGGUCCACGAGUUAUGUUUACUUAAUGAUCUUAAGUCCCUUACUCUGUAACAACUUUCCCCACUCUUUCCCUUUCUGGAUUUGACUGAUCCCUUCUGCUGUUUUUGUAUGUUGUUCUAUUCCAGGUAAUUUCUGUAGACCCAUAGGUAGAAAUGUAAUUAGAUCUAGGUUUUGUUUUGUAAGAGUACUUAAGUGGUCUUGGGAGGGUUAGAUCACAUCAAGAGGGCACAUGUCUGCUUUUUAGAGAUAAGAUUAAUUGUUGGUGUGGGUACAGCUGUUGUCAGCGUCAUCUGUCUGUUUUGAAGCCCUCCAGCAACCAUUUUCCUGAAGGUUUUAGCAUCCCUGUACUCAUAGCCUGGGGGCAUUAAUGGUGAUUUUUCUCAUUGCAUUAUUCCGUCUGCAUCAGCUGGAUGUUAUCUGACGUGUGUUUAUUUCGUGUGUGUGUGUGUCUUCCUGAAAAGUGUUGUAAUAGGAUGCAUUCUUUAUUUCAGAGAGGGUGUUCAUGAACCCCCUUAGUGAUCCUCUCAAAUGUCCUCAGUUUUCUCAUUUGUAAGUUGGGGAUCAUUAUGUCUGCCUCUUGGGGUUUUUGUGAGGAUUAGAUGAGCUCAAACAUAUAGUGUGAAAAUAGUGCUUGGUGCAUGGUGUUUGGUAAAUGCUAGCUACUAAGUUAACUUAUUUAGUUUUGUGGGAACUUUGAAUGGAAGUGUAAUGGAGAGGUGAAAGAGGGAGUUCUUCAUACGUUGACAUCAGGGUGCUUGGGCUUGUGUCGAGUGAGCUGAAGGGAAUUUUCGUUUGCAGGCACUGACUAUUCCUUCAGCUGUGUGGAAACAGUGGCCAGACAAACACACACAGGGAUGGUCUACACAUACCACUGCACACUAGGUAGUGGAUGUCGACAAUUGCAGAUGUAAAACCUGGAACACAUUCCACAAUGGAGUUAGCACAGUGAAGGGAAGUGGGCCACUCUGGUGGUAGGUUGAGAGAGAGAUGGUGGCUCCAGAUACAGGUUUUUACUAUGUCAUGGUCCGCUGAGUUUUUUUUUUUUUUUUUUGGAGUAGAGUCUUGCUCUUUUGCCAGGCUAGAGUGCAGUGGCACAAUCUCAGCUCACUGCCACCUUUGCCUUCUGGGUUCAAGUGAUUCUCCUGCCUCAGCCUCCUGAGUAGCUGUGACUCCAGGCACUUGCCACCACACCCAGCUAGGUUUUGUAUUUUUAGUAGAGAUGGGGUUUCACCAUGUUGGUCAGGAUGGUCUCUAUCUCUUGAUCUCAUGAUCUGCCCAUCUCGGCCUCCCAAAGUGCUGGGAUUACAGGCCUGAGCCACCGCUCUCGGCCCCGCUGAUAUUUUUAUCUGAAUGAACGUAGUUGUCUAGUUCAGUUUGCCUUGUCAUUCCACACACCUUCAACUGAAGCUAUUCAAGAUUGCAGAUCACUGGUGGAGGAGGGAGGAGGCGCUUUUUCUCUUUAGGCCUCUUUAAUCUGCAUCUCUUGUUGCUUAAAAAAACCCACUGUUGAUGGUAAUAUAGGAUAUUCGAAGUUUAGCAGUCCUGAUGGUGAAGAACUUAGUUAAUAUUUGACUUGUUUAUUAAACAAACAUUUGGGCACCUGUAGUGUGUACGAUGAUGUUCUGGACACUAGGACACAUCAGAACAACACAGAUAAGAUUCUAUCCUCAUGGAGUUUACAUAUGUGGUAGUGAGGAGACAGAAGACACAUACGUUUUAUAGCAUAUUAGGUGUUGAGUACUAUGGAUAAAUAACAAGGCUGGAGAGGAGGCGUUGAGAUGGUCAGGGAAGUUACUUUUGUGCAAAGUCACAGAGGAGGGCAAGUUUUGUGGGGGUAUUAAGUUGCCUGCAUAGGGAAUGGCCAGUCCCAGAGGCUGGUUUGGUCCAUUGUGAUGAAAGGGGUGACUGCUUGCUGUAUUAGUUUCCUGUAGUGGGCCAAGGGCAGAAGCAUGGAGACAAGGAGCCAGGACAGUAAUCGGGAUGAGAUGGGAUGGUGAUUGGAACCAAGGGUUGGUACAGUAGGCUUCACUAGACUUAGCUGCAACUCAGAAUUUCUCCUCCAGCACCUGAGUAAAUGCUGAUGGUCUUGUGGAGAGUGGAUUAAGAGUACGAGCUAAGUUCUCAAUCCCAAUUAAGAAGCGGAAAAUUUAAACUGUCUUCUUCAAAGUUUAUCACAACCACCACCAUCAAGACAGCAAACCAAAGGACAAAGACUUUGACCUGCUGUGUUGCUCUGUAUAGUCCAGUUCACGUAUGGUUUACAGACUUGGCUGGGGUUACUAAAAAUAAAUAAAGCUGGACACUUCUGUCAUUGGACGCUAUUAUUCACGAGUUACCAGAAUGAGAGCUGUACUGGACACAGCAGACAUUGCCAUAGUGGCCCUGUAUUUUAUCCUGGUCAUGUGCAUUGGUUUUUUUGCCAUGUGGAAAUCUAAUAGAAGCACCGUGAGUGGAUACUUCCUGGCGGGGCGCUCUAUGACCUGGGUAGCAAUCGGUGCCUCUCUGUUUGUGAGUAAUAUUGGGAGUGAGCACUUCAUUGGGCUGGCAGGAUCUGGAGCUGCAAGUGGAUUUGCAGUGGGCGCAUGGGAAUUCAAUGCCUUACUGCUUUUACAACUUCUGGGAUGGGUUUUUAUCCCAAUUUACAUCCGGUCAGGUGUAUAUACCAUGCCUGAAUAUUUGUCCAAGCGAUUUGGUGGUCAUAGGAUUCAGGUCUAUUUUGCAGCCUUGUCUCUGAUUCUCUAUAUUUUCACCAAGCUCUCAGUGGAUCUGUAUUCAGGUGCCCUCUUUAUCCAGGAGUCUUUGGGUUGGAAUCUUUAUGUGUCUGUCAUCCUGCUCAUUGGCAUGACUGCUUUGCUGACUGUCACCGGAGGCCUUGUUGCAGUGAUCUACACAGAUACUCUACAGGCUCUGCUCAUGAUCGUUGGGGCACUUACACUUAUGAUUAUUAGCAUAAUGGAGAUUGGCGGGUUUGAGGAAGUUAAGAGAAGGUACAUGUUGGCCUCACCCAAUGUUACUUCCAUCUUGUUGACAUACAACCUUUCCAACACAAAUUCUUGUAAUGUCCACCCUAAGAAAGAAGCCCUGAAAAUGCUGCGAGAUCCAACAGAUGAAGAUGUUCCUUGGCCUGGAUUCAUCCUUGGGCAGACCCCAGCCUCGGUAUGGUACUGGUGUGCUGACCAAGUCAUCGUGCAGAGGGUCCUUGCAGCCAAAAACAUUGCUCAUGCCAAAGGCUCUACUCUUAUGGCUGGCUUCUUAAAGCUUCUGCCAAUGUUUAUCAUAGUUGUUCCAGGAAUGAUUUCCAGGAUACUGUUUGCUGAUGAUAUAGCUUGCAUCAAUCCAGAGCACUGCAUGCUAGUGUGUGGAAGCAGAGCUGGUUGCUCCAAUAUUGCUUACCCACGGCUGGUGAUGAAGCUGGUUCCUGUGGGCCUUCGGGGCUUAAUGAUGGCAGUGAUGAUUGCAGCUCUGAUGAGUGACUUGGACUCUAUCUUUAACAGUGCCAGUACCAUAUUCACCCUCGAUGUGUACAAACUUAUCCGCAAGAGCGCAAGCUCCCGGGAGUUAAUGAUUGUGGGGAGGGUUUUUGUGGCCUUUAUGGUGGUGAUCAGCAUAGCAUGGGUGCCAAUCAUCGUGGAGAUGCAAGGAGGCCAGAUGUACCUUUAUAUUCAGGAGGUAGCAGAUUACCUGACACCCCCAGUGGCAGCCCUGUUCCUUCUGGCAAUUUUCUGGAAGCGCUGCAAUGAACAAGGGGCUUUCUAUGGUGGAAUGGCUGGCUUUGUUCUUGGAGCAAUCCGUUUGAUACUGGCCUUUGCCUACCGUGCCCCAGAGUGUGACCAACCUGAUAACAGGCCAGGUUUCAUCAAAGACAUCCAUUAUAUGUAUGUGGCCACAGUAUUGUUUUGGGUCACGGGACUCAUUACUGUAAUUGUGAGCCUUCUCACGCCACCUCCCACAAAGGAACAGAUUCGUACCACCACCUUUUGGUCUAAGAAGAACCUGGUAGUGAAGGAGAGCUGCUCCCCGAAAGAGGAACCAUACAAAAUGCAAGAAAAGAGCAUUCUGAGAUGCAGUGAGAAUAAUGAGGCCAUCAACCACAUCAUUCCCAACGGGAAAUCUGAAGACAGCAUUAAGGGCCUUCAGCCUGAAGAUGUUAAUCUUUUGGUAACCUGCAGAGAGGAGGGCAACCCAGUGGCUUCCUUAGGUCAUUCAGAGGCAGAAACACCAGUUGACGCUUACUCCAAUGGGCAAGCAGCUCUCAUGGGUGAGAAAGAGAGAAAGAAGGAAACAGAGGAUGGAGGUCGGUACUGGAAGUUCAUAGACUGGUUUUGUGGCUUUAAAAGUAAGAACCUCAGCAAGCGGAGUCUCAGAGACCUGAUGGAGGAGGAGGCUGUUUGUUUACAGAUGCUGGAAGAGACUCGGCAAGUUAAACUAAUAUUAAAUAUUGGACUUUUUGCUGUGUGUUCACUUGGAAUUUUCAUGUUUGUUUAUUUCUCCUUAUGAACUUAUGGAUAUGGUGAGACACUAACUUAAGACAAUACUGACUGGUCUUUGGGGAAAAAAAGUUAUGUAACUGUUGCAUCUCUCAGGCAUUGUUUACGCUGUAGGUUUUAGCCAAAUUUUACUUAGCAGAAAAUCAUCUACUUACAGGACUUUAUUUUCCCAGAGAUGGAUGAAAGUAAAUCUUCAACUUAAAUGAAGCAAAACUUAACAGACUGAAUUGUGCAAAUGUGGUUUUAAAUUUUACAUACCAAAGUAAGGAGGGACCAAUUAUUUUCACAGAGCACUUAGAGCAGAAUAUAUGUUAAGUUACCAUGAAUUAAGGUACACUGUCUGCACUGCCAAGUCUUGGCAGACCUUCUUACCCUGAAGUGUAGAAGAUUUGCUCAUUUCUAAAAAUUUUUUCUGUCUCUGUAAUCCCUACCAUUAAAAAAACUGAUUUUUUAGAAUUGUGCAAUCAGUUAUGUACUGAAAAUCUAAUGUGCUUGUGUGAUACUUGUUUCAGGACAAGUUUGCCAGGUUCAUUUUGUUAGCAUGAGCCUUUGGAUUCUGAUUGCCAAAAGAAAGAAUGUUUUCCUGUAGGUAUAUUUGUACCACAUGUAUAUGGAAUGUUAGGGAAAAACAUUGUUCCAUUCCUUUUUUUUUUUCUACUUGAAUAUUAAGUGAACCAUACUGAAAUGAGCAACAAGUCUGCCUGUAAAGUUACAUGUCAUGAUUGUAUUUUUAAAUAAUUAUGGGGGAGAAAAUGAAGUAAAUGUUGCUGAUGAUCCCCGUAUUUAUUGAUCAGAUUAAGGUUGUUCAUAUAGUUUGGAAAUGACCAGCCCCCAAGCAGUGUUUGACUAACUUAUGCUAAACGGAUGAUUCCUCGUAUAUUCUGCUAAUUUUUUAGCUUUGUUCUUGUUAUUUGGAAAAAUUAUUAGCCAUAUGCCUUCCUUGGUGGAUCCAGUUGGAAGAUAUGUCCAGAAACCUGAAGAAAAAUUGACGCUGCCUUUGUGUGCUGGAUUGCUCUACUUGAUAUAUCAAGGUUAAAUUUUUAGAGGGAAAAUUUAAUUCUGUUAUCUUAUUUCAUCCUUGAUACAUUUUUCCCUGAUUUUUUUUUUUUUUCCUCAAAAGACUUGCCAUCUGUACACAGCCUCUUCAUUUCUGUUAUAGUAACUUAGAGCAUGAGGAUGUUUCAAUGCAAGCUGGCCAUCAGCAACAGAAAACUCAGUGCAUACUUUGCUGUUGAUAGGUUGUCAGUAUAGUCUUUCUGUAGGAUGGAUAGCAUGUUUGAGAGGUGCCAAACAAGAACUUUUGGGGUUAGUAGUGUGUCUUGUGGAGGGUACUAUAGGACUGUGUAAUUACAGAAUUCUAACUUGACGUGGCUUGGCACCCAGUUGCAACAUCUGUGGGUGGGAAUCUUUUUCACAGGCUAUUUCUCUGUAGUGGGUACAGGGUACAAAAGAUGUUAGAGAAAAGCUCUACUAAUUAUGUACUUCUGUGUCUUUGUGUGCUCAACACUGUCCUUUGUCCUCCAUGAAAGAUGAAAGAAGCAAAUUAUGUAUGUACUUUCUUUAAUCUCUGAUACUUUUUAGAUUGCAUGAUUUUACUAGGCUUGUAUUUAGGGAAGUUACUUUUAUAAAUACUUUUGUAGAUUUUGAAUCAAAACUCAGUCUUGAUUUUAAUUUUUUAGUAGUGUGUAAACUAGUUUCAUUAUGAUGGACUUAAUUAGUCCAAAGUUAAUUUUAGAAAUUAUCAGGUAGUUUAGUGUCUUCCUAUGAUCAGGAGGCUUUCUGAUGGACUGAGUUUAUAAAUGAAAAAAUAAUUUAUGUACGAAUAGCAUGUAUUUCUGAAGAGCUUAGAGUGCCUUGUAGAAUUUUUUUCUCAAUUUUAUUCUUGAGGUUUAUAAUUUUGGGGGCCAAAUAGAGAUCAUCCUUUCCUUGUUUGGAGGUUGAGGCUGUGACAUGUCCAAGGUUAUGAAGUCUUAUUUGGGAAGAACAGAAAUCAGGUCUCCAAAUCUGGACUCAUGGCUUGUUCAGAUGUAUCUGGACAAAUGAUUGUCAGUGUUUUGUUCUGUUUUCUCAAAGGAACUGAUCUUUCCUUGAGACAACCUUUUGGUGUUUGGGUUUUUCAAAUUGCCAUUAAGUUAUAGGAAUUAAAAUUUUCUUUGAACCACACUGCUGUGUAAUUUGGCAGUGAUAAUUGACAUAUUGGCCAGGCAGCCUUUCUAUCUCUUCCAUAUCCAGCAUAAAUGACUAGGAAGUGUUUGUGAUUUUUUUUUCCUCCUUUUAUUUAACAUUGAGUCCAAGUAGUUUGGAGAAUUAGGGUCCCUCUACCUUCUCUCUGCUCUUAGUAAGGUACAUAAGGUACAUCAUCUUGUGUCUGUAUGUAUAUAGCAGUAGGUCAAGUUUAGAGUACUAAAGUCUGUAAAUAAGGAAUGACUAUUAGCAUAUUCAUUAGAAUUGUUUAUUCUUGCCAGUAUAAACAUCACUUUAUUUAGACGAAAGUCCCUGAAGCUUGUCUUUCUUAUUGCUUCCCAGUAAUAGAUAAUGUGCUUGAAUAAGUAUGUGAAUUGCUGAUUGCAGCUUCAUUCAGGGACCAGUCUUCAGUCUAUAUUCCAGAAUGAUGGUUGCUGGAAUGAAACAUGGACUGUCUUAAGCUAGCAAAAUGUUCAUACUUUUUGUACAUACUGACUAAGUGGAUCCUAAAUGACAUUGGUCUUUAGACAUUAACGUGUGCAUAUUUUUAUAUUAGCUCAAGCUAAGGUUCAGAAUUGAAGAUUGAUAUUGACUAGCGUAGCUAAAAGUCAAAAUGAGAUUAGGACACUGGUCUUGGAAGGUAGAGAAAAAUACAUGUCUUACCAGGUGUUAACGGUAUCCCCAGUUCUUAGAUUUUUUUUGUCUUCUCAGACAAUUAAAAUUUGUCUCAAGAUCUGAUGAGAAGAGCGUAUUAGAUUUGGUAUGCUGGUUGAUUAUUGUGUAUUUUGUGGGACCUCUAAUUUCCCUGGUCAUCUUUCAGAAUAUUCUGUCCUGCUACCCCCAGAGAAUGAACAGUUGAGUCAGUUUCUUCCCCAGUUAUUCUUUCCUGGGGGUAUUUAUGUUUUGUCUUUAGGUUAGAGAAGCAUCAAGCAAUAGCAGUGGUGCUGUGUCCUUUGGUGUAAAUUCAAUAGCUCUGAUCUCCUAGGGCUUCCUUUUCACUUAGCUCAAAGGAUCCAUUGUCUUUUGGCACAAGGAGGCUGGCCAGGGUCAUGUAGCCAUAGCUCUUAGGGAUAGUACCUGAAGAAAUUAGCUGGGACCCAUCACUCUUUGAAACUUCACAUUUUAAGAACUGAGUUGAGGCCUGGUGCAGUGAGUGGCUCACACCUGUAAUCCCAGCACUUUGGAAGGUUGAGGCGGGCGGAUCACCUGAGAUCAGGACUUUGAGACCAGCCUGAUUAACAUGGUGAAACCCCAUCUCUAGUAAAAAUACAAAAAUUAGCCAGGCGUGGUAACGUGUGCCUGUAAUCCCAGCUACAGGGGAGGCUGAGGCAGAAUUGCUUGAAUCUGGGAGGCGGAGGUUGCAGUGAGCUAAGAUUGUACACUACUGCACUUCAGCGUGGGUGACAGAGCAAGACUCCAUCUCAAAAAAAAAAAAAAGAAAAAAAUGAGUUGAGAGGGUUGUUAUGUACUUCUGAGGCUAAGCAAGGGGUUAAGUCUUGUCAGGGCAAUUCCAGUGUGUCUGUAUUCGCAGCCCAUGGCUUAUUUUCUCUAUCGUGGGCACAUGAUCUUCCCCUCUGACCUUGAGUAUCGUUUGGUGUAGCCUAUGGGUUAUUUUCAUUCUUUACCACCAAAUGCUUUGGCUUAUUAGCUCCCCAGUUAUUUGCUACUCAAAAGUUAGGUCUUCCCUUUUCCUAAUUGACAGUGUUAAAGCUUAUGGGGUUGCCUUAUGUUUAUUCCUCUGGCUCAUUUUUAUCAGAGACAUGAUGACUGGAAAGGGAUCACAUGGUUCGCUGAUGGUGACACCUCACUAUUUCCUAGGUUUGGGUAGAGAGUAUACAGGACCAUUCCUGUUGAAUGAUGUGACUAAAGAGACUUGCCAGGACAAAAUUUUCCUAAGAAAUCAGAAAAAUGAUUAAGUGAGAUAAGUACCUGGGUGACAGACAUUAGCACAUUGGUAAAAGACAACAAAUAUUAGCUUAAAAUCUGCAGAAAUAGAAUCAUUUUCAUUGGAUUCUAGAACUUUGAAGUACCUUGAUUCUCAGCUACUUUAAACUCCUCCCCAUAUAAAUUAGGGCACUAAUAAGUAAGUGUCAGCUUGUUAAACCUGUUUUGAUGUUAAGCAUUGUAAAGUACAAAAUUUAUUAACACAUUAGGGAUAAUUUAGUAGAAAAAUGUUUUGAGGCUUCAGUAUUUGUAAAAUUUUGCAUUAGCCAGGUGCUAGGUUGCUGAAGCCAUUGCAGUGUUUGUAAUAGCCUGAGGAGACUUCUUUACUGGUAGGAUAUAUUUCUAUAUGUGCAUAUGCCUGCGUACCAUUCAGAGAGACUGGUUUUUCUCUUUGUCUUCCUUCACAUUGCUGUGUCAGUUCUACACCUAGUCUUUUUAACACUUGGCAAGUUCAAAUUUUGAUUUCGUCAGCUUAGUUCACUUUCAGGCAUAGUGCCAUUUUGCCCCAGUAUUGAGGACUUUCAGAUCCAAAUAAUAAUUCAUUAAAUACAGUUAUAUUUUAAGUAUACUGAAUUUCUGUUGGCUUAAAAUGUUAAUUCUCAAGAAUGAUAUUCUCACACUUUGUGUUGGCUGAUAAUAAAAGCACUAAUAGUUCAUCAGUAUUCUCAAAACUCCUUUUUCAAAAAUUAGGGAGAGAGCAGUAGUGAACAUUUAUGUGAGCCCCUUUGAAAUGAUGGUGUCAGAGUGCGGAGAAACCGUGGAGUUUUUAUGCCAAAAAGGCGUAUUUUUUGCUGUAAAAAUUUGGAAUUAGUUGGCAUAUAGAGGAACCCUUUUGUACUGGAAGAUAUGAGGUUGGAUUGUGAAAAAGUAAUCUUCUGAUUGCUAGACUUGGUUACCUUGGGGCAGCAAAUCUUUUUCUUCCAUUAAGGUCGCUUAACGUGGAAUGUUUUUGUCAGACUCUGUCACUCUGUUGGAGUACUUCAGCUGUUCAGCUACUUUGACUCCUAGGAGAGAAUUUAGGUAAGGUUCAAAGUAAUUAACAGGCUUUGCCAGUGAUGAGUCCCACACCAUUAUUCACUUAGUAGUCAUAUAAAUGUUAUUUAAACUUUUCUCUCUCUCCAGUGCUGGGAAUAAGGUUUUAAAUUACUGAUUCACCUUUAAAGGAAUGUUGUGAAAAUUGAUGUAAUUUGUGUCUGUUUUCAUCUAAACUUGUUUAUAAAAAGAGGGAUUAGUUUUUUUGUUUUGGGGUAAGCACCUAAUUUAUCUGGUAACCGACAACCCUAACCAUUGGCAUAUAGUCUUUCACUCAGAAAUAAACAAAACAGUUUGGUAUAUCUGUAUCAUUGCUGAUCUUGUACAUUUCACUUUUUAGGGCAGUACCAUACAUAAUCUGAGGCAGUUGACUUAAACCAAUAAUCUUACUUUAUGUAAAGUAAGCAGCUGAAGAGCAAAUUAAGACAAAGCACAGUGGUCUCAGAUUCUUCAUAGUGUAGGAACAGUGGUUUUGUUCUAUACCACAGAAAAAGCACUGUAGCGUAAUUGUUGCCCCUGAUAAUGAAGAUCUCCCCCUCACUUCUAGGUGGUUUAGGUUCAGAGCUUUAUUAAUAAGGGAAAUACAUACAUACUACAGUGAAUUCAGCAAUAGCACAAGUUGGCAGUAGCUAUCCCCAGCCUAAUUUAUCUUGGUAACUUCACCUUGUUCCCUAGUGCUGCUGGAUAAGGGAGUGUUUACUUUUUAUUGCUCUUUAACAGAGUAGUCAAUUUAUCAGUGUAGCCUAGACUUCUGUAAGUGGAAUGUUUGUUAGUAACUCAUCUUUUUGUUGUUAUAAUUGGAAAUAGAAAUGAGGCUUACUGCUAUUGUAGAAAUCCCGAACUGGCAAAGGCCAGUAUAUAUGGUAUUCCAUAAUAUAACUGCUUUUGAAAUUUAUGUGUUUGGUUGAGUGCCUUCUGGUUACCAGUAUUGACUCUGCUAGUUUGCACCUUUCCGUUCUUAACAGAAAUAUUUGCUACUCCUCUUAAAUUUUGUUGUAACUAGUGAAGGAAGUAAAAAACAAACCAUAUCCAUUAUAUUUACAUACUUUAUGUGCAGCCUUUAUUUAGGUUCAGUGAAACCAGGUAGUUCUUUAUUUGUGUUGCAGUCUGAAUGUUAUUUAUUUGUUUCUUUUAUAUCCAUAAUUAAAAAUUUCAAGUAACUUAGUUCUGUGAUGAUCUUAAUUUGUUGUUUUUCCAUUGUAGGUUUGAUAGGUGUAUCUGAGAACAGGUAUGUGACAGCAGUUUAUAUUCCAUGAUAGAGAAAAAGCUAAAGUCCAUAGAAAGCACAAAAUCGUGUUCACACAUUAGUGUAUCCACACGUAGAAAGCACAAGACUAAUAGUAUUCUGAGUAUCCCACAAGUGCCAGUCAUAAAGGCCACCAGGUAUUUGUCUGAGUUGCUAUGAGGAGUAUGGCAUUGAUAAGCCCAAGACAAUGCGGUGUCUAAGUUAUUGGUCCUAAGUGAUAAGGGAUCCAAGGGAAUAAUCUCAGUAAGUUUGUGCCACAGUGAUGGAGGAAGAGAAUAUAAAUGUCAAGAAUGCCAAAAUUAUAUUUGGGGGGUACUAGCUAAAAUGGGGUUGGAGGGCUUUUUACUGCAACUUGAAACUAGAGAAACAGGGACGGAUGUCUAGGUUUUUGGUGUGUGGAGCAGGUGACACAUUUCUGCUUUAAGCUGUAGUGUCAUUGGAAUUUUUAAAAAAAUCUUAAGUCUUUUAAGAAAUAUUACCUCUCAUCAACAGUGCCCCCCCAAACAUGCAGAAAGUCAUACUUUAAAAGGGCAAAUACUACUUGUUUUUGAUUUUUUUGUAUAGGUUUGUAUGUGAGCUAGGAAGUUACCUUUAUUUUUUUCAUAUACUUGACCGUGCUUAAUUUUAAUAAAGGAGAAUUUGAUCUGAGUGUUCUGGACAUGAGAAUGAUUCUGAAGCACAUUUGCCAGAGGAGCUACUUUGCUUUUCACAAUGGGAUGGAGAAGAGUGUUUUAUCUGUCCCAUGAACCUUCUUCCAGUCUAGAUGAGAGGAAAUCUGUGAAUGUGUGUGCAGAAGAAAAUGUAUGUUGUUCUACUCAGUAUUGCCCUUUUCCACCUCCUCACUUUAUCUCUGAGUAGCUUAUCAAGAAUGAAUGAAUGUGUUUUGUCUUAAAUUUUGCCCAUGUGUCAAAAGAUAUAAUUCUCAGAAUGGGAGACAAAUGACUACCUUUGUUUCUACUCUUUUCUAUUUUAUAAAAUUGCCUUUUUAGGGAAAGACCUGGUCAACUCUCAUAUAUCUAGAAGGAAGACUCUAUCUAGUGUAGACUAAUAUGAGAUGUUUUAGAAGAGUUAACCUGAACACUUUGAGGGAGAGAUUAUUCCUGCCAGCGAAAAGCUAGCCAGGUGUGAGCCUACAACAUUAUUUGAGAAUAUCAAACCUCAGGCCUGGGGAUGAGGGCAAGAAGAGUACCAGAAAUGCAGGAAAAAGUUUUGAGGAACAUCCUUGGCUUAGCAACAUGUGAUAAUGCAAAGCUGUUAUAACCUGUUAAUCCUACAUAUUAUGUGUUGUGUACCUUUACAUGUUUUUAAAUUUAAAAUCGUUUGUAAGAACUGUACAAAAGAAUGCUUUUGGAGAUUUCUUUGGCAGAAAUGCCUUUCAUUUAUAAUUUCAUGGAAAACUGCUUUAAUUAGCCUAGGUGAAAAGUAGUCCUAGCAGUGUAAAUAUGUAUAAUUAGAGUUUUCUAAUUUCACUGUGAGAUCUCUAACUUUUGAGUGGCAAGCAGAUCAAGUCUUUUGCUCAUAGACUUUUCUGUGGGGUUAUUAAAAUGCAAAAGCUUUAUUUUUUUUCUAAUAAUGCCAUACCCUAUUAGUGUCAGAUGAUGGUAUGGAAUUUGUUCCCUGCUUUCCCCCACUGUUACUGCUUCAGUUUAUAGAUUGCCAGCAGAGUUCAGAAAUAGAGCAGGGAUUUAUCCAUUCUUUGCUUGGACAUACCGUUUUCUUUUGUCCAGACUCAUGUUGGCAAUCACGUAUGAACUGUGUUAUACUUCUCAGUGCUUUUUUUUCUUUUUGAUAAGAUGGUUAUCAAAAAUAGUUGCUGUGCAAAAGUUAGUAGUCUUCUUCAAGAAGAAAACCAAUUCUUUUUCUAAUAGUAUCCUGUGAAAUUGCUUCAUUCAUUCCUUUAUUUUUAAGCCAAAUGUCAGCAGAGUGCUGCUGCUUUUAUCUAGUAAUUUUGAUAUGUAAGUAUUAAUGCAUUUUUAAAAGAUGUCUACAUUGAAAAAUGUUCUUCCCAGUGUCCUGCUUAUGUUGCUUUGUUCAGACUUUUUUGUAACAGACCAAUUAAUACACUGGGAGUGUGUAUUGUGUACAUGUGUCAUUUUAGUUAGGCAUUGUAGACCAAAUGUGAUUAUAAAUGAAGUUGACGAACAUUAAUUUUUAAUCAGUGAGUUUUUUGAAUUGUCAAUGGAUUUCUAGUUUACCCUCUGUUGUCCACAGCUUUUUUAAUUUUAAGGUUUGACUAAUUGGAUCCAUCUCAUUGUACAAUGUUUUAGUUGCAAGCAGAUAGUAGAAUUUGGUAUAAAGCAGGUUAUUUCUAUAUCGAAAGGAGUACAGUUGAAAGUGUAGAUUUAAGAAUGUUAAAAUCAUUCAUGAUAAUUCUAACUUGUUUAUUCUAACCUACUGUGUACAAUCUGAUUUUUUUAAAUUGUAAACAUGUAUGAUCUUGGUUUCAUGUGUUUUUGAAAGUGUUAUUGUUUAAAAAAUGAAAAAAAUGAAGCAUAUCUGCUAAAGAGCUGUCAGUUUUCAUUACUGACUCUGUAAAAUACACUGUUCUUUGUGUACUGUGUGUUAUUUUGCCAGCUGCUGCAUUAGCCUUCAAGAGUAUUUGGAAACUUAAGAUGAACUACAUUUCUUGCAAAGUACAUUCCUUUCUGUGGUAUUUUGUCCUGUAACUGAAGUAUAGUAAUUAUUUUAUGGAAAUGUUAGAAAUUCUGUACCAACUUUGAAUAAAAUGAAAAAUUUA